UACGUGUAUGAUAGGUCUAUGUAGGCGACGUGUGGGCAAAGCGUAGCCUCUCUGGCCUCUGUGACCUGGAAACAUCAUAAUCAUACCGAGGAAACAUCACACCACCAAGAGAUGUUCAGAAUGCGAAAGUGUGUUUUACUGCAGUAGUUGCGAUGGCUGAAAGUGUCAAAAGCAGCGUUGGAAGUUGUGCAUGCUGUAAAUCCACCGAGAAUCUUAAGAGAUGUUCAAAAUGCAAAAGUGUGUUUUACUGCAGUAGGGAGCACCAACUGCAAGACUGGAAAAAGCACAAGCGAUAUUGCAAGAAAAUCUCAUCUCAAGAGUCCACGUGCAUGGUUGAUGAUGGCGCUCACGCGCAACUUGGCAACGUGAGUGCUGCUGCUGAACAAGAGCAUGAUAAACACUGGGUCAUCAAAGGGGCAAAUGUUCCAAAUCACUCAGGCUCUGUGAAUACUAAUAGCAAAUGUUACUCAAGUCGUGACGUUGUGAAGAGUGCAGACAGUAAAACCUCGACAGCGAAUCCCGUGAAAUUCUCAAAGAACAACACAAAUGAAAAGAAGAAAUUGUCAUCCCAGAGGGAGCAGGUGGGACUUAAAGUUAAACAUGACAAGGAUGGGACCCAGCAAAAUGGUUCCAAAUCAUCGACCCAUUUUGACUCUCGGCCUUUCAUCCAGAUGGACUUCCCACUCCCUGAAUCAAGAGAUAGAGAUGCAAUGGCCAGACAUACCACUGUCCAUCUGCAGAGGAACGGUUACUGUGUUUUAGACAGCUUCCUUGCAUCCGAAAGCAGCCGCAGCAUCCUCCGAGAAGUAAAAUCCAUCCAAGACAGUGGUGUUCUGAUUGAUGGCCCAUUGAGUGGUGGGCGCACAAGCAGCGAAAAAUCCCAGAAAUUCAUAGAGAAAGCCAUACGGGGCGAUAAGAUCACGUGGCUCCAGGGUAACGAAGCUUGCUACCCCAGCAUCAGCGCUUUGGCUUCACGAAUGGAUGAACUGAUACAGAGACUGAAUUACUAUCUUCAGGACCAGUAUGUAAUCAGUGGAAGAACCAAGGCCAUGGUUGCAUGUUACCCCGGCAACGGAGCUGGCUAUGCCUGUCAUGUGGACAAUCCCAAUCGCGAUGGACGAUGCAUCACCUGUCUCUAUUACCUCAAUGACAAUUGGGAUGUCGAGAAACAAGGCGGCUUGUUGAGGCUCUUCCCCGUGUCUGGAGGCUAUGUGGAUGUCGAGCCUCUCCUGAAUCGCUUGCUUCUCUUCUGGUCAGACCGCCGCAACCCGCAUGAGGUGCAGCCAGCUUUUGAUAAGAGGUAUGCUAUCACCAUAUGGUACUUUGAUAAAAAGGAGCGUGAAGAAGCAAAGAUGGCCCAGUUGAAUGAAGACAUGAGUAAGCUACGUGGAGAGGUGUGUUUGCCCGAUGUCAAGUCGCAGAAAGAGAGGCAAGACCGCAUUGAGCAGGAGAUCCAGGAGACAUCGAGCAAAGCCGUGGCCGGCCUGUCCCAUUUGGAAUUACAGGGACUGUCAGCCAUGCUAGAGGGGCAGCCAGACCCGCGAGCUGUCCUGACUCAGCUGGGGGUGGCACCCACCAUACAGGACGCCCUCUUGAGGCAGCUGAAGGAGAUGAAGUCAUCCGGGGACAGCUAAUGUGGGUAUACACCGGUAGCAGCUACUUAUGGAUGGUUAUUUGUGUGUGAAGAGGCACUCUGAAAUAUAUGUGCAUAUUUUCUUGUAGGUAAAAAGAUUUAUCAAAAGUUUCCUGGUAGCUGAAUAUUGCUUUAUCGUUUUUGACCAUUUCUAUAAAUUGCACAUACAUGCCAACCAACCUAACAACAUAAUUCACAAGACAACAAGGCGUCCUUGGAGUUCACGGCCUUUAAGAGAAUCCCUCACAAUGUAAACCAGUGUGUAGCCUCAACACUUUUUGUCCCUUGUCAUUGAGAUGCCAAGUUGAAUGAUACACAUUGCUCUACCUUAUGCAAACUAAAACCACUCUUUGUAUAUACAUAUACAUGUAUUUAUUCAAUCGCAUAAUUAUUUGAGCUGCAACUUUGCUUUUCUCCUCCAUAAUUCAAUAUGGUUUCCACAUACUCCUUUUAUUAGUUAUUGUUUCACAACUUGUAACCCAGGAUCCAUGCUGCAGCUGCAUGGUUGCAACAUAUGUCUCUGUGUAGGAAUAUGCUGAGAACCCUUAUUAGCUGACAGUAAUCUCUUAGUACAUGUGUUUUGCAGACUUUCAGAUUUUCAGACUUAGAUCAGUAACAUGUAUUUACAUGUAGCUUUGACAUCUGUUAAUUUGACAGAAAACCUUCAAACACUGUUAUCAAAUCUUCACUGCAACUGUGUGUCUUUGUACUGAUGACCUGCAUCACAACCAUUGUCUUUUCCACUACAUUUCUGUAUUCUGCCCCGAAUCCUACAAAAAUGUUCAAUUAUGUAAGGCAUGGCGUCAUUCCAUUUGAAGUGUAAAAGAUUGAAAUUUAUAUGGUAUUCUUUUCACUCAAAUAUUUGUUCACUGCAUGACUAAAAAAGGAUCUGCAGGAGUUUUUUAUUGUAAAUGUUAAUAUUAUUAUAUUCAUGUAAAAUUGUAAUGCUGGCUUGCAAAAGACAUUAUACACAUUUUAUUUGAUGUCAUUCAGUUAUCAGUAUUCAGUAAAUAGCCACAUUGUUAUUUAGAGCACACCAGAAUGAAGGUAAAAUUGUGUGGAAAGAAGAUGUUGUAUUUUCAGCAACUUGAGUUAGGGUUUCAGUGAGGGCUUCAGUGAGGGCUUCAGUGAGGGCUUCAGUGAGGGUUUCAGUGAGGGCUUCCUUGAGGGCUUUUUUUCACAAAGAAAAACAGGAUUGACCCCAAUGUUAUCAUUGGAGUACAUUCAGCUUUUGAGUGUCAUUAAUUUCAUCAUUACUUAUGUUGCAUUACCGGCUGUACAUAAUUUCAUUGUUUUUCAAUCACUUUGAAUUGCUGAAGUGUUUCACUCAGUACAUACGCUGCAGAUGUAUGUAUCUGCUGUAACAUUGGUUUUGUGACCGCUGCUGAGCUCCAUCGCACAUUGUAUGAAUUAGAUCCCUUUAUUUCCUUAUUUUAUGACUAGAAUUGACUGAUGCAUACGUCCAAGUUGAAGUGUUUCAACUCUUAUUUAUUCAUGACAAUUGCAAAUUCCUUCUUGUGGAAAUGUUUUCACCUCUCCCAUUGUACAGAAUGUGAAAUGCCUGUGCACUGUUUGAAAUGCCAAGAGUUAUUGUGUCAAAGCAAACACUUCAUGUAAUUUUUUUUCUUAUUUCUAUUGCCAGAUGAAUAAUUAGCAUUGUAUUCAGGACAUGUCAGUGAGCCGAAACAGAGUGGUUGUUGGUCGUUGGAUGUAUCUCAUAUUGUAAGGCUGAGUCUAUUCGAAUAAUUCACUAAUCGAAUAUUUGACCUUCAUUUUGAUCGAAUAUCCAAAUAUUCGGUCUUAACGACCGGCAGAUUGUUGAAGAUUAAACCAUAUUUACAUAUUGUGAUUAACAUACUGUAAAUCUUUUGAGUCAAUCCCUACUCUCUCUUGAAAGGUAUUUUAGAGGGUUAUUAAAGUGCUUUCCAGAUCA
Molecule: messenger RNA, 3566 nt
Organism: Acanthaster planci (crown-of-thorns starfish)
Lineage: Eukaryota; Metazoa; Echinodermata; Asteroidea; Valvatida; Acanthasteridae
Product: egl nine homolog 1-like
Biological process (GO): cellular response to hypoxia
Molecular function (GO): L-ascorbic acid binding; ferrous iron binding; peptidyl-proline dioxygenase activity
Source: RefSeq, a predicted model, not a curated record